CUCCAUCUUGGCCAAGCCUGGAUUCCCAUGGUCCCCCGACCUGGGUCCUCCCUAAGCCUUUGUACAGAGUAGCCCGGGAAUAGAUCCAUCUCCACCCCUCGAGUAUAAAUAAGCCUGUUUUGCUCACUAGGGGAUAGCUGUGCUUGUCUAGGCUGGAGUUGAAGGGCACACAGAAGCAAGCAUACAGAUCAGCGAUGACUCCCACGGGGGCAGGCCUGAAGGCCACCAUCUUUUGCAUCCUGACCUGGGUCAGCCUGACUGCUGGGGACCGCGUAUACAUCCACCCCUUCUCUCUCCUGUACUACAGCAAGAGCACCUGCGCCCAGCUGGAGAACCCCAGUGCAGACACACUCCCAGAGCCAACCUUUGAGCCUGUGCCCAUUCAGGCUAAGACCUCCCCCGUGGAUGAGAAGACCCUGUGUGACCAGCUGGUGCUGGCCACUGAGAAGCUAGGGGCUGAGGAUCGGCAGCGGGCUGCCCAGGUCGCAAUGAUUGCCAACUUCAUGGGCUUCCGCAUGUACAAGAUGUUGAGAGAGGCAGGAGGUGUGGCCAUUCUCUCUCCACCGGCCCUCUUUGGCACCCUGGUCUCUUUCUACCUUGGAUCCUUGGAUCCCACGGCCAGCCAGCUGCAGGCACUGCUGGGUGUCCCUGUGAAGGAGGGAGACUGCACCUCCCGACUGGAUGGACACAAGGUCCUCACUGCCCUGCAGGCCGUUCAGGGCUUGCUGGUCACCCAGGGUGGGAGCAGCAGCCAGACGCCUCUGCUACAGUCUACCGUGGUGGGCCUAUUCACUGCCCCAGGCCUGCGCCUAAAGCAGCCAUUUGUUCAGAGUCUGGCUCCCUUUGCUCCUGCCCUCUUCCCACGCUCUCUGGACUUAUCCACUGACCCAGCUCUUGCCACUGAGAAGAUCAACAGGUUCGUGCAGGCUGUGACAGGGUGGAAGAUGAACUUGCCACUGGAGGGGGUCAGCACAGACAGCACCCUACUUUUCAACACCUACGUUCACUUCCAAGGGAAGAUGAGAGCCUUCUCCCAGCUGGCUGGACUCCAUGAGUUCUGGGUGGACAACAGCACCUCCGUGUCUGUGCCCAUGCUCUCGGGCACCGGCAACUUCCAGUACUGGAGUGACGCCCAGAACAACUUCUCCAUGACGUGCGUGCCCCUGGGUGAGAGCGCCACCCUGCUGCUGAUCCAGCCCCACUGCAUCUCAGAUCUGGACAGGGUGGAGGCCCUCGUCUUCCAGCAUGACUUCCCGACUCGGAUAAAGAACCCACCUCCUCGGGCUAUCCGCCUGACCCUGCCCCAGCUGGACAUUCGAGGAUCCUACAACCUGCAGGACCUGUUGGCCCAGGCCAAGCUGUCCACACUUUUGGGUGCUGAGGCAAAUCUGGGCAAGAUGGCUGACACCAACCCCCGAGUGGGAGAGGUUCUCAACAGCAUCCUCUUUGAACUCAAAGCAGGAGAGGAAGAGCAGCCAACCGAGUCGGCCCAGCAGCCUGGCUCACCCGAGGCACUGGAUGUGACUUUGAACAGCCCGUUCCUGUUCGCCGUCUAUGAGCAGGAUUCAGGUGCACUGCACUUUCUGGGCAGAGUGGAUAACCCCCAGAGUGUGGUGUGAGGCCUGGGUCCCUUUGAGGCCUCGUGUCUAGCCACGGAAACAAGGCCGGCGUCGGAGAGCCAUCCUGGGCAAAAAAUCAGUACUGUCACCCCUGGCUUCCCAUCACUCCUAGCAAGGCAGAGGCCAUCUCCUUGGAGACUGCACUUGGAGACAGAGAAUAAAUGAUGAACAGCAGAGCUGGCCUCCUGGGCUGUGGGUUUGUUUGGACACUGGGGUGAGAGCCAGGGGCUGGCACUCUGCACAGGACUGCCAUUCUGGACAAAAUUUGGACCAAACAACUGUUGUUGAAACCAAAAAGCAUCCCCUUUUUAUCCGAGAACAGAAAUUGGGUUUUAACAUUAAAAUGAACAUUGUCCCCUUA
Messenger RNA from Grammomys surdaster, 1980 nucleotides. It is a transcript of the gene Agt, whose product is annotated as angiotensinogen. Gene Ontology annotation, molecular function: serine-type endopeptidase inhibitor activity. Gene Ontology annotation, biological process: regulation of systemic arterial blood pressure by renin-angiotensin. The record is from RefSeq and is a predicted model, not a curated record. Bases 195 to 1619 code for a protein of 474 amino acids. The transcript is spliced from 5 exons. Lineage: Eukaryota; Metazoa; Chordata; Mammalia; Rodentia; Muridae.